Molecule: messenger RNA, 1696 nt
Organism: Pogoniulus pusillus (Red-fronted tinkerbird)
Lineage: Eukaryota; Metazoa; Chordata; Aves; Piciformes; Lybiidae
Gene: TMCO6
Product: transmembrane and coiled-coil domains 6
Exons: 12
Coding region: 36-1511 (491 amino acids)
Molecular function (GO): protein binding
Source: RefSeq, a predicted model, not a curated record
GCGCCGCCUCCCGCCCUCCGCCUCCCUGCGCCGCCAUGUGGGGCCGGCGGCGGCAGCGGCCUGGGCCCAGCGGCGUGGAGGAGCUGCGAGCCCGGCGCAGGGAGCGGGAGGCAGCCCUGCGCAAGGCACGGCGGCAGCAGCAGCUGGUCAGCAAGCGGCACCUGUGGGAGGGCACCGCGGAGGAGGACGGCCAGGGCGGCGCAGAGCCUGUGGGCGACUCUCUCCCGGAGGAUGAGGUGCUGGAGCUGCUCAGAGGCCUGCAGAGGGGCUCGGAGGACAGGAGCAGCUCCCUGUGCCGCCUGCGCCAGGCUCUGCGCCACAAGGAGACCCAGCAGACGUUUGUCAGGCUGGAGGGCAGCGUCCGGAGCCUGGUGGGGCUGCUGACCAGCAGCCUGGGGGAGCUGCAGCUGGGCGCUGCCCGCUGCCUGCAUGAGCUGUCCUGCGGCCAGCCGCCCGUGCCCGAGGCCUGCCUGCCAGCCACCCCCUACCUCCUCACCUACCUGGCAGGGCACAGCCUGGAGCUGACGGAGCUGUGCUUGUACACGCUGGGGAACCUGGCAGUGGAGAGCCAGGCAGUGAGGAGGCAGCUCCUGCGCCAGGGCAUCAUCCCCGUGCUGGCUUCCUGCAUCCAGUCCCCCCACGAGGCAGUGCUGGAAGGUCUGGGCUAUGUCCUCUCGCAGCUGCUCCAAGCUGAGGAAGCUCCCACAGAGAUCAUUCCGCUGGUGCUGAGCUCUGGGCUGCCCCAGCAGAUGCUGCUCCUGCUGCAGGGGGGGCUGGGGGCCGGCACUGCGGUGGAGCUUGCCUGGUGCCUGCACUACAUCACCUGCAGCCACACAGCCAACAGGGAGCUGCUGGCGCUGGGCGCUCUGCCUGCCCUCACCGAGCUGCUGCUGCAGCUGGCAGCUGACAUCCCCCCGGAGCCGCCCGACGGCCUGGAGCUGCUGGUGUGCCCUGUGCUGCGCUGUCUCAGCAGCCUGCUGGCGGAGCCGAGCGGCGCCGAGGGCCAGCUCCGGGACCACCGCCUGCUCGUGGCCCUCUUCCUGCUGCUGCAGAGCCUCCUCCCGCAGCAGCCCUUCCUGGUGCAGGAGGGGCUCUGGCUGCUCAACAACCUCACCGCUGAGGAGUCCUUCUUCUGCUCGGCUCUGCUGUCCCUGGACCUGCUGCCAGCCCUGCUGCAGCUGCUGCCCUGCUCCCAGAUGGGCAGUGUGCUGGUGCUGACUGUGCUCUGCAACGUGGCACACAAGGGCCCUGCCUACUGCCAGCAGCUCCACCAGCAGCAGCUCCUGCCCAUGCUGCUGCCCACCCUGCUGCUGCCCGACCCUGGCGUGGUGGGGCAGUGCCUGGAGCUGCUGCACCUCCUCUUCCUGCACUGGCCAGAGGCUGCUGCCGACUUCGCCAGGCAAGACGGGCACCGGGCGCUGGAGCGGCACCAGGGCACCCCGGAGCUGCAGGAGCGGGCACGAGCGCUGCUGGGCGCCCUGGGGGCACCCCUGGCAGCCUUCAGCCCCUGACACCACCAGCUGCUCCUCUGCCCCUGGGCCACUCCACCUUCCCUCUGCCCUCCCCACUGUGCUCCACAGAGGAGCCAACCCCUGCGAGGGCUCCGAGUGUCAGCACUGGGCACGCUGCUCCUGCCCAGGCUGUGCUGCCCCCAGCACCACCCCGCAGAGCCUGGCACAGGGACAGAGCCACACUG